GGUCAUCAGGUCUUUCGGCUCCAGAUAAGAGUGAAAGUUAGAAAAUUUGAAGCGACGAGGUUGAUCUUUCGGUUAAUUUCUCGUUCAGAGUAUUUGUGAAGAUGAGUUCUUCGAACGUUAUCUUUUUUAAUUUCGAAACGGCAACGAUGAGAUGUUGCUGUUUACGGGGUCGGGAGGGCUCCGCGUUCUCGGAUCCGGGCUUAUGGAGAGGGACGAGUCGGGUCGGGUCGGUUCGUAAGAAUCCCACGAGGAGAUGCAGAAUCUUUGUUGCGUGUGCUGCUGAUUCGGAGAAGAAUGGCGGGAGAGAGCAUACCAAUGUCGGGCCGGAUUCGGACUCGGAGCGAGCUUCGGGCUCGUUACUGUCACGGAGCCAAACCUACGCGCUGUUGAAACAGAAAAUGGAUGUUGCCGCCAAGGCUGAGAACUACGAAGAAGCUGCGAGGAUACGACUUUCUUUGAAAUCAUUAGAAGAUGAUGAGCCGGUUUUCCGACUCAAGAGGAUGUUGAAAGAGGCAAUCCUUGAGGAAAGGUUUGAGGAUGCUGCUAGGUACCGUGACAAGCUGAACGAAAUAGCGCCCGAGUCUCUUCUGAAGUGUACAAGUGAUGCAACUACUUUGGGCAUCAGGGUUCAAGUUAGGAGUGUUUACAUUGAAGGACGAAGUCAACCACUGAAGGGACAUUAUUUUUUUGCUUAUAGAAUAAGAAUCACGAACAACUCUGACCGUCCUGUCCAACUUCUGAGACGUCAUUGGAUUAUCACCAAUACUGAUGGCAAAACAGAGCAUGUCCGUGGAGUUGGCGUUAUAGGAGAACAGCCAGUUAUACUUCCUAAUACAGGCUUUGAAUACUCCUCCGCGUGCCCGUUAACCACUCCUAGCGGUAUAAUGGAAGGCGAGUUCGAAAUGAAACACAUCGACCGAAUAGGGGCACCGUCCUUUAAUGUGGUGAUCGCUCCGUUUAGUCUCUCCGUGGCAGGAGAUGCCUCAGAUAUUUUCUGAGGAAAAAGGGAGAGAGGUAUCAGGCUUCUAUACGUUUAUUGGUCUGCGUGUAUAUCAUAAACCUUUCAGAGCCUAUAUGUUAGGGACAGAAAUUAGUAGUCUCGGUUAUUGUAUAGAGGUUGGUAUAUAUGGUUUGUAAUAGUUGUCGGGGGGACCAUACUUGUUUUGGGGGAAAGUUUUAGUAGGGAGAGUUGGUGAUCAGAUCCGUCCAAUCUGUACUUAUUGAUUGAUAUCAAUAAAGAAACCGAGGUUGUUUUUGUAUCGAA
Molecule: messenger RNA, 1264 nt
Organism: Tarenaya hassleriana
Lineage: Eukaryota; Viridiplantae; Streptophyta; Magnoliopsida; Brassicales; Cleomaceae
Exons: 6
Coding region: 102-998 (298 amino acids)
Molecular function (GO): protein binding
Source: RefSeq, a predicted model, not a curated record